AUGCGUCCAUAUAUGUAUACAGGAUAUCCAAAUACAAAUGUUGCAGCAAUGACUGUUGGUUAUAGAGCGCAACCAUUAAGUUAUCCACCAGUAGCUGCUCCGCCUAGAUAUAGACCAGGAUAUCCUGCAGUGCCUUCUACUCAAUCAUAUCCUUAUAAUCCUAAUGGAAUGAAUCCUGUAAAACCAAGUGAUCCAAAUAAUGAAAUAAUGAACGGUAUUAUUUCGAAUAAUAAUUCUCGUGAUUUAAUACAUGAGAAAGAGACAAAAUAUAAACUAUCAAAGAUCUAUCGAAUUCAAAAGACUAAACCUGAUAUCCAUAAAGAUGAUUCAAGUGAAGAUGAAUCGAAGAAAAAAAUGCUUAUAACAAUUCCUAUAGUAGUACCUGUUCAAAGAAAAGCAUCAUCAUCACCAUCAUCGUCAUGUUCAUCGUCAUCGAGUUAUAGCGGCUGUUCAACAUGUAGUCAUUGUUCAACUUGUAGUAAUUGUUCGUGUACAGAAUGUCGUACGAAAGAAAAAGGAGUUUUUUAUGAUGAUUGCCCGGCGUGUCGAGCCGAGCGAGAACGUCAACAAAUAAAACAACAAAAUCGUAAAUAA
Messenger RNA from Rotaria socialis, 594 nucleotides. Lineage: Eukaryota; Metazoa; Rotifera; Eurotatoria; Philodinida; Philodinidae. The record is from the annotation of a GenBank genome assembly.